UAUUACUUCAAACCUACUAAAAUCUUCCCCAGAGAUACAAAAAGUUUGGAAUCACUGGAAUGUUCUUACCUUGAUUCCAAGGAAUAUCACGUCUGCUCCCCCCGCGGAAUCGGAAUGUUGUUGAAGAAAGUAAAGAAAUCGGAUUUGUGAGCAGUGAGGAGAAGCACAGCAUACACUCCGUCUCGGUCUGUCUUCUUCCCCUCCGCUCCUCUUUGCCGCUUCCAUUUCUGUUUCCUCAUCUCUAUACAUUUCUUUUCUCUUCUCUCCUUUCUUUCUCCAUGAACUCACUAUUCCAAUUUGGGUUUCGGAGUUUCCUUAAUCCCUCCAGCUGAACUAACUUGGGCUCGCCGUAGCCUUGCAGUGAACCAGAGUAGGUUCAGAAUUGCAACAUUGAUACCUUUGCAGGCAGUUGCAAUGGCAUUGAAUCGACCCUCUCUAAAUUUAUCCACACACAAUACAACCACCGGUGGGACAAGAAAAGAUACAAGUCUGGAAACAAAUUCCAGUGAGAUUAUUGUUGAGGAAAACGACAGUAAAGUGCACAUUCAAAGUUUUAAGGAUGACCCCUCGAAAAUUGAAGCUAUGACGGUUCAAGAACUGAGAAUGACAUUAAGAAGUGUAGGUAUUCUAGCCAAAGGGCGUAAGCAUGAUCUUGUAAUUGCGCUGCAACGUUUUGUGGAGAAUCAAACAGUCGGCAGUGUUAUUGAUGCAGUCGAAGAUUAUAGAGCACAACAGACAGAGAGAGAUUCAAAUGUAUCGCCUUCUGAAGGUGAAACUGAGGCCGCUGAAACGAAAUUCUUAACACCAAAGAAGAGGCAGUCAGCUAAAUCUGGUUGUAACCCAUCUAGAACAAAGAAAAAAGUAUCGUCAGAAGUUGAUUCCAGCAUCGUAAAGCAUGAGCAUGGAGUAGAGUUGAUGCAAAAGGAGCCGUGGACUGUUCUUGCUCAUAAGAAACCUCAAAAAGGUUGGAUAGCAUACAACCCUAGAACCAUGAGGCCUAAACCUCUUUCCAAGGAUACAAAAUCUGUGAAAAUUUUAUCUUGGAAUGUCAAUGGGUUAAGAGCCUUACUCAAGGGAUUUUCAGCCGUGGAAUUAGCUGAAAGGGAAGACUUUGAUAUAUUGUGUUUACAGGAAACCAAAUUGCAGGAGAAGGACGUACUAGAAAUUAAAAACUCUCUCAUGGAUGGAUAUCAUUAUACCUAUUGGACGUGCAGUGUUUCUAAACUUGGUUAUUCUGGAACUGCAAUCAUAUCCCGGAUAGAGCCAAUUUCAGUCAGAUAUGGUGUAGGCAUAUCAGAACAUGAUAGUGAAGGGCGGCUUGUGAUGGUGGAAUUUGAAUCGUUUUAUUUACUAAAUGUUUAUGUUCCCAAUUCUGGAGACGGAUUGAAGAGACUGUCAUACAGAAUUACCCAAUGGGACCCAUCUCUCAGUAAUUAUAUGAAGGAGUUGGAAAAAUUGAAGCCGGUGAUUUUGACUGGUGAUCUGAAUUGUGCUCAUCAAGAGAUAGACAUCUAUAAUCCUGCGGGAAACCGAAAAAGUGCUGGUUUCACAGACGAAGAAAGGCAAUCGUUCGAGACGAGCUAUUUGGAAAAGGGGUUUGUCGAUACAUUUAGACAAAAAUACCCUGAUGUUGUUGGGUAUACAUAUUGGGGUUAUCGUCAUGGUGGACGCAAAACCAACAGAGGAUGGAGACUCGACUAUUUUCUUGUAUCGGGAACAAUAGCAGAGAAGGUGCACGAGUCUUACAUACUCCCUGAUGUGGGGGGCAGUGAUCAUUGCCCAAUUGGCCUGGUUCUCAAGUUGUAGCUUCCUUUUUUAUUUCCUUUCAUAUGUACCCAACUCUCUUAACCUUCAGGUUCGUGAAAUAUUUAAAACAAUGGAGUUUAUAUUUGGAGUUCAUGUUGAAA
Cucurbita pepo subsp. pepo (vegetable marrow) is the source of this 1907-nucleotide messenger RNA. The record is from RefSeq and is a predicted model, not a curated record. NCBI's taxonomy places the organism in Eukaryota, Viridiplantae, Streptophyta, Magnoliopsida, Cucurbitales, Cucurbitaceae.